AUGGCCCAAGCGUCCGCGUGGUACGAUGCAUAUCCGAAACCGCGAACCCAGUCGCCCGCAACACUUAGCCGACAAGAAUUGUUGCAAUGGCUCCAGGAUGGUAAAAAGCCAGGGGCAGACUUUCUUCUGGUUGACCUGCGCAGGACGGAUCACGAGGGUGGAACGAUCAAAGGUUCCAUCAACCUUCCCGCCCAGAGCCUCUACCAUAGCCUGCCAACUCUGUUGACUCUAUGUCAAAAUGCUGGCGUGCGGACCGUAAUCUGGUACUGCGGGUCGUCUAGGGGCCGCGGGACGCGUGCUGCCGGAUGGUUUCAAGACCUGAUUGAGGAUAAACAGGUCCCUAAUAUUACAAGUGCAAUUCUGGCCGAUGGGAUUACAGGCUGGGCUCGAGCUGGCGAAGAGUAUACAAGCCUCAUGGAGCAAUACCAUCCGGAGCAUUGGUUGAAGGAGAAGUAG
Messenger RNA from Cladophialophora psammophila CBS 110553, 456 nucleotides. RefSeq names its product oxidoreductase. The transcript is spliced from 3 exons. Gene Ontology annotation, cellular component: nucleus; cytoplasm. Gene Ontology annotation, molecular function: protein tyrosine phosphatase activity. Bases 1 to 456 code for a protein of 151 amino acids. Lineage: Eukaryota; Fungi; Ascomycota; Eurotiomycetes; Chaetothyriales; Herpotrichiellaceae. The record is from RefSeq and is a predicted model, not a curated record.